This is a messenger RNA of Truncatella angustata, 918 nucleotides long. RefSeq lists its product as uncharacterized. The record is from RefSeq and is a predicted model, not a curated record. Lineage: Eukaryota; Fungi; Ascomycota; Sordariomycetes; Amphisphaeriales; Sporocadaceae. Bases 1 to 795 code for a protein of 264 amino acids. The transcript is spliced from 3 exons.
AUGCCGACAUCUUGCCUGAUGUUCUUGCCGAAAAACAUACUCGAGAAUAUUACCAACCCGGCUUCUCUAUGCGUUUCAUUAUGCUCAGGGUCGGCAGCGUUGACCGCACUGCGUGCUGCGAAUAUCGGAGCCAUAGAUGUUGUAAUCGUGUCAGGCGUAGCGGGCUCGAUCAGCCAUCUGGCCGAGCACAUAGCACGAAGUGUGAUAAGGGCCAAAGUGAUUAGCAUCAAUGCAGUCUACGAGCGACAUGCCGACGUUCUUCUUAAUGUGCCUCAAACAAGUAAUCCCCAGGGCAGCGACUGGGCAGAUUUUCUGACUUCUGUGAGAAUUGCCUGUUCGCAGCUCAGGAGGGACCAAACCAUGCAUCGCGCCGCAGAUGCCGUCAUUAUUUGCACCAAUGCGCCUUCAGCAUUCGACAACUUAGAGGAUUGCGUAUGCGAUAGAGGGACAAUCGUCUACGUCAGGGUCCCUCGAGGUUUGGUUCUCAAACUUUUCAUACACGCUCUUGUCGAGAGGAAUCUUCACUUGAUCGGUAGCUUGAUGGGUGAUCACAGCGUUGCAUUGGAAGCGAUGCGCCUGAUUGAAAAUGGUACCAUUGAACCUUUGAUCAACAAAGUAAGACUCGAGGAUAUUGCCAUGCAGAUGCAGAACCUUGCGAAUGGAAAGGCAGGCAUUGGCAAGAUCGUAGCACGAAUUGUCUGGGUCAGAGUUAAAAGUUCUGGACCUAAUUAUACCACUGGAAAUCUAGGCAUAAUGGCUCUAAGAUGUAGUCCCAAGGAAGGGGGCCCCAAGUAGUACAAUCUAGCUGACCAAAAUCCACCAAGGGUAUGACCUGGUCUGCAUUCCAUUGUGUAACGGAGUCUGUAGUUUUGGAGACACCAUACGCAAUGUGAUUGACCUUGAUCAAUUCUUUAGGUG